AUGACGACAAUAAAACUACCAUCCUCAGGUACUCCGGUGACCCUGCCGGACGGCCUCUCGCAGCAAACGCUGCAAGACUUCUCGCCUUUCAACCGUUGGCUCGAUAAACUGACAAGUUCCCUAAAGCUACAACACACAAACCAAUCGCACCCCUUUCAUGAGGAGCCAUAUGCGCUGCGCGGCAUAACGAUCCAGUCGUACGACCUGUUCGGCGGCGAGCGCCUGGGGUUCCUGAAGCUCAAGGCGGACGUGUCGAACGACCAGGGCGAGACGCUGCCGGGGGCCAUCUUCCUGCGCGGCCCGAGCGUCGCGAUGCUGGUGAUGCUGGUGCCCGACGACGUCGCGCCGGGGAGUCGGGAGGAGGAGGACGAGAGGCACGUGGUCCUGACCGUGCAGCCCCGCGUGCCCGCCGGGAGCCUGGAGUUCGUCGAGCUGCCCGCCGGCAUGGUGGAUGGCGGCACGUUCUCCGGCGCGGCGGCCAAGGAGAUCCACGAGGAGCUGGACCUGGUCAUCCAGGAGUCGGAGCUCAGGUCCCUGAGCGACCUGGCGGGAGGAGGGGAACGGCAGGAGCCAGCGGGCGGUGAGGGCCUUCCCGAUGCUAUGUAUCCGUCUGCAGGUGGCUGCGACGAGUUCAUCCCGAUUUUCAUGCACGAGCGCCGCGUGGACAGGAAGAGUCUGGACGAAUGGACCGGUAAGCUCACCGGGCUGAGAGAUCAUGGGGAGAAGAUCACGUUGAAGCUGGUGAAGAUGAAGGACCUUUGGAAGGAGGGAAGGCGUGAUGCGAAAUGCUUGGCGGCCGUUGCUCUGUGGGAGGGCCUCAGACGAGAGGGAAAGCUGUAA
Truncatella angustata is the source of this 840-nucleotide messenger RNA. RefSeq lists its product as uncharacterized. The transcript is spliced from 2 exons. Lineage: Eukaryota; Fungi; Ascomycota; Sordariomycetes; Amphisphaeriales; Sporocadaceae. Gene Ontology annotation, biological process: nucleoside phosphate metabolic process; ribose phosphate metabolic process. Bases 1 to 840 code for a protein of 279 amino acids. The record is from RefSeq and is a predicted model, not a curated record. Gene Ontology annotation, molecular function: ADP-glucose pyrophosphatase activity; ADP-ribose pyrophosphatase activity.